Dichomitus squalens LYAD-421 SS1 is the source of this 1111-nucleotide messenger RNA. Its product is annotated as alpha/beta-hydrolase. Lineage: Eukaryota; Fungi; Basidiomycota; Agaricomycetes; Polyporales; Polyporaceae. The coding region runs from base 113 to 871 and encodes 252 amino acids. Gene Ontology annotation, molecular function: hydrolase activity. The record is from RefSeq and is a predicted model, not a curated record. The transcript is spliced from 4 exons.
GCUGAUCCUCCAACAAGGCGUCUUCAGCUAGCUUCCUACUCUGUUCUGUUCUUUUCCGACAAGGACUUCUGCUGCACAGGGCUUACCAUCUGAAUUCUCAGUAGAACAAGGGAUGUCGCUAUCAAGAACCUCACGGUCCUCUCGCCAUGACAUUGUCCAACUCCCUUCUGGGACCACGCUCGAGUACACACACAUCCAGCCGACAUCUCCGCCCCUGUCAGCAACACCCGAUGUAAUUGAACAGUUAAGAAGGAAGCUGGCGAUCUGCUUACAUCCUUGGUCAUGGUUGGGCGGCCGCAUGAAUGACCACGUACUACAAAUCUUGACGGAACCGCUCCUCGAACGAGGAUACGACGUCAUCCGGUACAACUCCCGAGGUGUGGGCAAGUCAACGGGCUGGGCAUCCCUGACAGGACAUCGCGAAGGGGAGGACCUGAAGGAGCUCGUACAGUGGGCGAGAUCCACCAUACCCCACGUCACCUCGCUAGUUCUCGCCGGGUACUCACAUGGCUCGCUCAUCGCGUCCUUACACCCCGUACUAGACGACAUCGAGACCUCCCAUAUCCUCCUCUCGUACCCAUUAGGACCCCGACGCUGGCUGACCGCAUUCCAUGGUCAUCGAUAUUCUGCUGCCCUGCAGUCUCUCAUCAAUGAACCUCGGUCAAAUAUCUUGAUCAUCUAUGGGGAUGACGACAACUUCACAACUGCGGAGAGCUACGACGCAUGGGUCGCGUCCCUGCGAGAUGCACCUUCCACUGCGCCAUCCCGGGGCAAGCUGGAGGUGGUCAAGGUCCAGGGCGCUUCACACUUCUGGCGAGAGGACGAUGCGGUCGACCGGCUUGUCGACGUAGUCCACGAUUGGCUCCCCUGAGUAUAAGGGUUCGGAUCCUGCUGUUGAAGUUGUCCAGCGUACGAACGUGCCUGAGAUUCGCAACCGUAGUCUUCGGUCCAGCCCAGGUUGGGCAUACUUCCUCAUUUCAAGUUGCCCUUCCACAAGAGGCAUACCAUAAUUUGUUGAGGAUACAUCAGAAUCAUUUCGCCUUGCAAGCAGCGACAUAUGGCAGGGGAGUCUGUCACCUCGGCCUUGGACUGAUAGUGCGUACUACUUCUU